CGCAGCCGGCGCCCGGCGGGCACCCGGGCAGCGGGGCGUCCGCCGCCGGGCCGAGGCCCGCGCGCCGCCGGCGCGAUGCUCUUCUCGCUGCGGGAGCUGGUGCAGUGGCUGGGCUUCGCCACCUUCGAGAUCUUCGUCCACCUGCUGGCGCUGCUGGUGUUCUCCGUGCUGCUGGCGCUGCGAGUGGACGGCCUGGCCCCGGGCCUCUCCUGGUGGAAUGUGUUCGUGCCCUUUUUCGCCGCGGAUGGCCUCAGCACCUACUUCACCACGAUCGUGUCCGUGCGCCUCUUCCAGGACGGCGAGAAGCGGUUGGCCGUGCUGCGCCUCUUCUGGGUCCUCACAGUACUUAGCCUCAAGUUUGUCUUCGAGAUGCUGUUGUGCCAGAAGCUGGUGGAUCAGACUCAAGACCUCUGGUUUGGCCUGAUCACGUCUCCGGUGUUUAUUCUCCUGCAGCUGCUCAUGAUCCGUGCCUGCCGCGUCAACUAGCCUCUCUCCGGGGCCUGGGAAGGGCUGCCGCCUCGGGCCCCACCGGAGGAGAGGUCUUGAUCUGAAGGCAGUACCUCACUGCCCAGCUGAGCGAUCACUUUUCUCUCCCUGCCAGUCACUUCUGAGGAGCGGGAGCAGCCUCCAUCCAUGCGACUUAUUUCCUGUUAUUCAUGCUUUUUGAGUAGUUAAUCCUGAACUGAGAUCCUGAGAGGGGUCCCAGGAAAAACAGCCCUGAACUCUUGACAUUGGAACUCGCAUAUUGGCAACCUCCCCUAACGGGCUCUGAGCAUUUUCUAUAGGUCUUGGGGAAGCACUCCUUUGCGGAGGUCAUAAACCUGGACUCAGGGAUUUUUGUCUUGCCAGCAGCACUGAUCUAAUGGCUUACAGCCUAUCCACGCAGGCCAGACUUUCUUAGAUGGUUGAGGUCUGAAUAUCCGAAGUAGUUACCAUCUUCUCCACUGUGCCAUGGAAGAGAAUGGCUCUGUCUUCAUCCUGGCCCAGAGAGAGACGGAAGGAAGCUGAAUAGGUUAUAAUAAGGACCCUACCUGGGUAUCUGCCACCUGAGAAAAUAGCUUUGGUAUCAGGCAUUGCUUGGCUUCCUAUCUCAGUAGACUGCAGUUUCCCAAGCUUCUACCACCACUUUAUAAGCAAAUUUAGGCUUCUCUUAAGAGACUAGAGACAGAAAUAGGUGCUUUGAUGCACAAGGGCCUGGAGACCUACAAAUGGGAGCUUGUGGACAGCCCAGGUUUGUUGGCCUGAGGUCUUUAGCUUGAGGCCAGUUAGGUGCCAAAUGAGACCAUUUGCUGAGAUGAAAAUAAAAUAAGAAUGUUUUCCUGAAA
Perognathus longimembris pacificus (Pacific pocket mouse) is the source of this 1325-nucleotide messenger RNA. It is a transcript of the gene Tmem203, whose product is annotated as transmembrane protein 203. The coding region runs from base 76 to 486 and encodes 136 amino acids. Gene Ontology annotation, cellular component: endoplasmic reticulum. Gene Ontology annotation, biological process: intracellular calcium ion homeostasis. Lineage: Eukaryota; Metazoa; Chordata; Mammalia; Rodentia; Heteromyidae. The transcript has a single exon. The record is from RefSeq and is a predicted model, not a curated record.